This is a messenger RNA of Saccharomycopsis crataegensis, 660 nucleotides long. RefSeq lists its product as uncharacterized. The transcript has a single exon. The record is from RefSeq and is a predicted model, not a curated record. Lineage: Eukaryota; Fungi; Ascomycota; Saccharomycetes; Ascoideales; Saccharomycopsidaceae. The coding region runs from base 1 to 660 and encodes 219 amino acids.
AUGGGUUCUGCUGCCUCCAAAUCAUCGUCUGCAAGAAACCUAGCGAAAACCGCAUCGACAACCAAUCACUUAAAACGCUCCAAAAUCGAUCCCCUUGGCCAAGUCCACAAACCACCACAGAAUGCCCCACCAACAACUAACCUCCACAGAAGAGCUAACGAUUCUAUCAGACCCCCAACUAACAAUAACAACGGCCCAUCGAACCACAGAGAAGCCCCUGAUACUUCCACCAAGGACGGCAUGGACCCCGACUACAACGCCAAAGCAAUGUCAUUAGGCACGGUCAAACUCACCGAGGAAAAGAUCAAACUUGACAAGAAUAACCUUGCAAUCCGGACAUUGAACAUCAGAAAACAAUUGCACAAGAUUGGCCAAGAUAGCAAGCUCCAAACCGAAAAUAAAACUUUGCUAGAUCCACGAACCAUCUCGGCGAUCCUAGGCGAUUUGGAUACCGGAGCCACCAGGGAGAAGGUGACCAAGACAUAUCGAUUACACCCUGAUUUCUUAGACCAGCUACGGGUAGGAGUGAUCAGAUUGGCCAAGACCAGAAGUUCUGGUCCAAGAACCAUUAAUGACUACGAUUUCCAGCAGAAUAAUAAACAUGGUCGACGCAAAGAGCCAAACCAACUUCAAAAACAGUUGGACCAGUUAUUGUCUUAA